Ilex paraguariensis (yerba mate) is the source of this 261-nucleotide messenger RNA. The record is from the annotation of a GenBank genome assembly. Lineage: Eukaryota; Viridiplantae; Streptophyta; Magnoliopsida; Aquifoliales; Aquifoliaceae.
GGAGGACUUUUUGAGCAUUAUGGACCAAACAUGGAAAGCUCAAAUCAAGCGGACACAACAAUUUCAUGCAAGAAAUUGAGAUUACUUAUGAAGUUAAAUAGAGAGAAAAUUGGGGAUGUUGCAAAAAGUCCAUUGAGGCCAAAAAAACCUUUAGAUGCAUGGCAAAGGCAUUUGGAUGGCAAUUCUACAGAUAAUUCACUUAGAUUUCAAGAAAAGGAGCUAACGAGGCAACUAACCGAGGCUUUGAAACAAGAAAUGUAG